Molecule: messenger RNA, 3469 nt
Organism: Acanthaster planci (crown-of-thorns starfish)
Lineage: Eukaryota; Metazoa; Echinodermata; Asteroidea; Valvatida; Acanthasteridae
Product: lysosomal proton-coupled steroid conjugate and bile acid symporter SLC46A3-like
Biological process (GO): transmembrane transport
Cellular component (GO): membrane
Molecular function (GO): transmembrane transporter activity
Source: RefSeq, a predicted model, not a curated record
CACUUUUGGAAUAUGAACUUGGCUUUCGGUAAGGAAAUAAAUUGCUGUGACAAAUAAAAUCACAGCGAACCAGAUUUUUAAGUUCGUGGGUCUGGCUUAAAAAAUUUGCAAGCUGCUCAUCAUCGGGUUGGCCUUUAGUUCAACACUGGCUUCGUAUUCAUGUGUUUCACAUUCUUGUGAACACCCCAAUUACAAGAAUAUCAUGAUUUUUUUGAACAGGAAGAUAGGAAAUCAACGCAUUAUCACUGUUCGAAAAAGGCUACUGCAUACUAUUAGAUUAUACAAGAUCAUAGAAAAACAAAAUAAUUCCAUCAGACUUCUUGUUUCCAUCACAAUAGCUUGCCGUCGUUCAGUGUACGACCCUGAACAAUAAGCAAAACUAAGUUGAGGAAAGAAACAUACCUGUAAAAACAGUUCACCUGAGUUGGGCAAAUUAUAGUUGGAAGGGCUCUCAUCCCCAGGAUAUACGAACAACAACAAUCCGGCAAGACUACAGCAUGAUCUAGUGCAAAUACAGUCUCAGGCACAAAGAGCAGAUCAGCCAACCAUAUCAUCCUUUCAUCAGAACUCGCUACUAGUUGAGAAAGUGAUAACCAGUUGUGCAGAUAGGAACCAUUUCAACUCCGUGGGACAGUUCUAUCUAUACUUCCGUCCACUGUCUCAUUUCCUUCUUUCGUAUUGGUACUUUUGGAAUCUGUUUGACGUUGCUUGAUUGUUUUCAUAAAUAGCGUUCAUAAUACACUGCAGUCAAAAUAAUCAUGUGAAAAAAAUCACGAGUGGGACAAACAGUAGGCCUUUAGCCCUGGAUCGACGUCAAUGCUCGUAAUAGUAUUUUAACUUUACCUCGCAGGAACACCGUAAAGUAACAGAAAUGGGGAAGACUUCUGAUGCCAUUCACGCACUCAAGGAGUCAUUACGAAUUCUGACCGUGGAGCCUAUUGUCUUCGUUCUGUCGAUGACGAAUUUCAUGCGGACACCUUCCAGCCAACUUCUCGUCCUUCACAAGGUCUGCUUGCUCAGCUACAACGACACAAUUUGCAGCGAUGGCGGUGACACCGCCAUAGAGAACGAUGUCCAGGCCGAUGCGGCUUACUGGAAUUUCUACCUGAAGCUGGCCCUGUUCAUCCCUGGAGCAGUGGUGUCCUCCUUGUACGGCCCAUUGAGCGAUCGCUUAGGAAGGCGAAUGUUCCUGAUCAUGCCUUCCUUGGGAAACAUCUUAGGCGCAGCAAGCUUCCUCUUGCAGACCUACUUCCCCAAGAUGCCUCUGGAUUAUCUCAUCGCCAGCGAAGUUGCUGUGGGUCUCUCUGGGAACAUUGUAACGUCAUACAUCGUUGCUAAGAGUUACCUGUGUGACGUAACUGACAGCAGCAAUCGAACCAAACGGCUUGGUGUAAUGAAAGCCUUGUCACACGUAGGCGGACCGAUCGGAGCGUUCUUGUUCGGUGUGCUCGUUGAUCAGAGCGGCUUUGCUGCCAUCUACUUUAUCCUCGUCGUCAUUCACGGCUUCGUGAUUCUCUACGUCAUUUUCUGGCUGCAGGAGACCGUAUACUCCGAGUCCGACCAGGAGAUGAGUAGUGGAGACGAUGAAGAUGAGGUUGAUGAAACUGAUGCCGAGGAUGACAGUGUGCAGGAGGACAGAGAAACAGAGACGGAUGGGCACACGAAGCUAAAAAAUGGGGAGAACAUCAAGAACGCCAAGAACGAGCAGGUGGAAUCAGACGACUCUAAAGAAGACGAACAUGGAUGUAACGAAACCCGUCGCUCAAUCCGGCAAUCACUCACUGAAGUUUGGAAAGGUGUUCGGAGUAUGCUUUUGCUGUGUUUUCGAGAGAGGCAAGGUUCUUCACGCAAAUAUCUGCUGCUGGCUAUGCUCAUUGGUAUCAUUCAUAAUGUUUGCUCCUCAGCCGAAUCGGACUUAAUUGUCUUUUACACGAAGCAUUCCCCUUUAAACUGGACGGCCACAACAAUCGGCAUCUUCAUCGCCCUACGAACAGCUCUGAAGGCGGUCACGUUGGCACUGGGAGUACCUUUGAUCUUCAAGGUUGUGAAGAACCAUACCAUGCAGUUAGAUCUUGGCUUGGCCUGUGUUGGAAUACUAUCUAUCUCGGUAGCCUUGACUAUGACAGCGUUUGCUCAGUCCACUUCAGUCAUGAUGAUAGCUGCUGUUGUUGGCAUGCUAGUCAGUUUUCCCAGCGUUGCCAUAACCGCCUUCAAAUCCAAGCUGGUCGAUCCGCACGAGUACGGGUCGUUAUUUGCUGUUACGGCUUUGAUUCAAACGUUGAUGUCUGUGGCUAGUUCUGGCCUGUUCAACAACCUAUACACUGUCUUUCUACCAGUGUGGCCUGGUCUGUCGUUCAUUGUAAUUGUUGGUUUCUACGCACUGUCGCUACUCAUCAUACUGUACAUAUGGUGUGACAUAAAUUCGAAAUCCCAAGAAGAGGAUAUGAUGACCGAUUGUGGGCCCACAUACAAGGCACUGAAGAACAUUGAAGACGGCAAGACGGAAGAGUGAUCUAAUAAAAAGUUUUACGUGUGUAGACCUAGAGUGAGAAGAUGACAACAGCGUAUCUAUCGGAAAAUUUGAACAACUGUAAGAAUAGUCAGUGAUUGGGUGUGAUUAAUAGUUUGAGAAUUUUCGUGCGAGUAUGCUUCAAUUCAGCCUGAAGAGUGAUUAAUAAGCUAAAGAAACAACCACCAAACCCAUGUGUUUUCCCACCUAUUUAACUGUAAUUGCAUCAUACAUUUUACAUCAUGCAUAUUUAAUGGCAAGAUACUUUUGUAUGUCCCAAUUUCGUUGGUCUAAAGGUGAAUCUCAUUUCAAAUUUCCACCCCAAGAUGUCUUUUUCUAUUUCUGGUUUAGUUAGCGAUACAUGAUAAUUGGUUAUAAUUUACAGUGAUUUCUAGGGUAGCUGCUGGAUUUGAUAUUGAAAAAGUGAAAAGAAUAUUGUCAUACGUCGUUCAGUUUCAUUCAAAUUCAGCGACAUAGAAGAAAGUGCAUAUAUAGGUACCAUGUUCCAUGCUUAUACUAAAUUUCCGUUUAGACAAAAAACAUAACUCUUUUACAGGAAAAUUAAAUCAUUAUGAUUAUUUAAUGGUUCUGCAUACUUUUCACACUUUUGUCAUCGAACUAAAGCUCAACAAAAGAAUAUCGAUUUAGAUUACCCUUUAUUUUAUAGGAUAAGAGUGACACGUAAAUGUCUCAUAAAACAUUCAAAUACUUAAUACGAUGCUGAAAUUAGCAGGUCAACUUCCCACUGAAGAUUCUGGAUCACAAAAUCAGUACAUGCAAAAAAACCUGACGACGCUGUCUUUCCAAUGCUACCCUUGAAGGACAGAUGGGAGGAAAUUAUUAAAAGUCAACGAAUUCGAAUUUUGUACUCGUCAUUAAGACCGCAAACAAACAUCCAUUCACCCCAACCAACCAACAAACAACCCAACAAACGCCCCAACACCCCAACAAACAAACAAA